CCACGCCUCGCGUACCAAACGCCACACACGACGCCGUAACCGCCACUUUGGAUUCCCCACUAUGGACGCCGGCGGCGGAGGCCACGGCGGCGCCAUGGCGGUGUCGGCGGCGGCGGCGGGGAUGGACGAGGCGGACGCCGCCUUCUUCUCCCGCCGCGGGAACCGGUGCUGCUGCUUCUGGGGGCCGUGGGCGUCGUCGUCGUACUCCCGCGCCGGUGGCCCUGCGGCGGCGGCGGAGGAGGAGUGGUGGCACCGCGUCGGGGGAGGGGGAGGGGAGAGGCGGCGGUGGUGGCGGCGCGGGGUGGACGCGCUGAUGAAGGUGCGGGAGUGGUCGGAGCUGGUGGCUGGGCCGCGGUGGAAGACCUUCAUCCGGCGGUUCAGGCGCAGCCCACGGCACCACCACCACGGCGGAGGAGGCGGAGGCGGUGGCGGCGGGAGGAAGCUCAACUACGACCCGCUCAGCUACGCGCUCAAUUUCGACGAGGGCCACGGCGGCGCGUGCAGCCCGGAGGGCGACUACGCCGGCUACCGCGACUUCUCCACCCGCUUCGUCGCGCCUCCGCCGCCCGCCGCCGCCUCCGCCAAAUCCUCCAUGGACUUCGGCGGCCGCGACGCGCCGCCGCUGUUCCACCACCCGCCGCCGCAGCAGCCACACCCUCACCCUCACCCGCCGUCUCCCUCCGCCGCGCGGGGCUGACGUCGCCGGCGCACCGACCGAAUCUUUUUGUUAUUGCUGGGCGGCGGAGGCGAUAAGGGUGGACGUCAUUUUCUCUCAUUUGCUGCUGGUCGAUGGUGUCCAUAGAAGAUGCGCUUGUUUUUGUUUGUAUUUUUUUUGUUGCCUUUUUAAAAUUUUGUUCACUGUAAAUAAAAAAAUAGAACUCUAUCUAUAUAUAUGUAUGGAUCAAAUCUGUUACAACAGCCACAGAAUUUCUGAACUUGUUCUUGCAAGCAAAAGGUGAUACCAAAUAUCAAAAAAAAAAAGAGGAGAUGAUGACAA
Molecule: messenger RNA, 997 nt
Organism: Oryza sativa Japonica Group (Japanese rice)
Lineage: Eukaryota; Viridiplantae; Streptophyta; Magnoliopsida; Poales; Poaceae
Source: RefSeq, a predicted model, not a curated record